AUGGCCGGGCAGCCAGCCGAGCCAGUAAUUGUCGGGUCGUCUCGGUGGACGAAGGAGAUGACAUGGUACCGUGGGUACGACGGUGAGGUUGUGUGGAUGCCUGUGGUGCCGGAGAGGGUGCAUUCGCGAUUUCACGGCAAGCCGAGAGCCCCACGUGCAUCUCUGUCCUCCUCGGCGAGCGCUCCACGUGCAUCUCUGCCCUCUUGGCGACAACACCAUGAACCUGCUCGUUCUCGCUCGGCGCCGCCUAUUCUCCAGGCCGCACAGAGGAGUAGCGCCAGCUCAGCCAUCGUGCCCGGGGUGGCAGCGGUUGACCUGUCUGGAGACUCUGUCGCCGAUGACAGUCAGCUGAGCAACAUCGAGCUCAACCUGGACAACCUCCGACAAUCAAUCGUCCAGCUCGCCGUCCGGCAUCGACAAUUCGGCAACUACUACCAUUCCUUACCGCUGAAAGUCCAGACGCAUGCUGAGCCUCCGGAUGAAUUCAGGAGGCCUCUGCGGGAAGAGCUCGCUGUGGCGAUGGAUGGGACAAUUCCGGAGAUGAUUGUCCUUCUGCGCAAGCUUGAAAAGGAGAUGGAGAGGAUUCAGCUGAGCGUCGCUCGCUGCAAAGAGUCAGGAGACCAGGCAGCUGCGACCAUCCUGAGUGAGGUGCACUGCCAGAUCGAGCUGGCGCAGAGCAUGGUUAGGGAUGGGACAGCGAGGAUGGACGAGGUGAAUGUCGCGAUCACUUGGCUGAAGGACAAGGAGAUCAAGGCGAAGAGAGAAGAUGGAGGGGAGGUGAAGGAGGCCAAGAAGCCGAGGAAGCAGAGAAUGAACAGGGAGAGAGCAUGGAAGGAGUCUUUACCUGGUGUCUGCUUUGGGUGA
Messenger RNA from Saxophila tyrrhenica, 864 nucleotides. RefSeq lists its product as uncharacterized. The record is from RefSeq and is a predicted model, not a curated record. The transcript has a single exon. The coding region runs from base 1 to 864 and encodes 287 amino acids. Lineage: Eukaryota; Fungi; Ascomycota; Dothideomycetes; Mycosphaerellales; Extremaceae.